AACCAACUCAAACAUUAAUUUACGUGUUUUUGAACAAAUAAUUUCUGAAGUUACGUCAACAGUUUAUUUUUUAAAUUUGACAGAAAUUUUAGAAAGAACGAUCGCAAAACACGAUUCUAGUAUCGGUUAAAAAAAAAAGAAACCCCUUGUGUCUGUUUUUUACUUUUCUCAGUUGGUGUCAUUCCAAUUUAACCCAUUAAACUAGUCAAUCAACCAUGGCACUGCCUACACUGUCUAGCCGCUCAUGGCCUGCCCUACAGAACAUCUAUAUGCACACGUGGAAUCAACGAAGAUGUCGAGAUGAAGAUAUGAGGCAAAGCUGUUUAAAGACAGACCGUUUUUUCCAGACAGGAAGGUUAAAAGCUGAAAAAAUACAAAAGUGGACUUCUGAUAAGUAUUACCGUAAAAGUGCUGAUGACCAACGUGAGAAGAUGAAGAAGGAAGCGAAAGAGGCCAGUCUAAAGGCUCGACGCGUUAAACUGUCAACCUGUUACUUCAUGAGAAUAAACAGUAUGAGGCUGAACUGAAGCAGCAGACACCUCGAAAGAAUUACGAACUACUGGACCAGAUGAAGGAACGUGUUGAAACGCUACAAAGUGCUCGGGAAAUAAAGCGUAAACAGUUGGCAGAUGAGAAACUGCUGGAACAUUGGCAGAAAAAUGCUCCUGAAAUUCAACAGGUCGACCGAAAAUUACUUACUGAGCAUGUUGUAUCAGAGUGGGACCAUCAGCUGGAAGAUGCAAAAAAGCAAGCUGAAGAGAAGGCAAAGGAAGAAGAGACCUACAGGCAGAAAAUGGAGGAGGAGAUGAAGGCUGCAGCCAAGAAAGAGGAGAUGGAGCAGGAGAAGAGGAUUAAGCAGCGGAAGACUUUGCAAGAGAUACUGAAGCAGCAGAUGGGAGAACUGAAAAGGAAAGAGGAAGAGGCUGCAGAACUUCAGGAGCAACAGGCCAAGAUAGAGAAGGAGAAAUACCAGAUGGAAGUGAUGGAAAACGAGCGUAGGAAAGUGGAAGAGAGGAGGAAAAAGCAAGACUUUGGAUGUGUGUUACUAAGACAACAUAAGACCCAAAUGCAAUGUCAAGCAAGGAAAGUACAGAAAGAAUUGGAAGAAGACUGGAAGCUGUUGUCCAUGUUGGUAGACAGAGAGAAAGAACUCGAACAAAUUGAAACAGCCAAGAGACAGGCAGCACUGAAUGAUGCCAGAUGGAUGAAAGAGGUUGUAGAGGAACAGUUGAAAGUGGAGAAGCUACGAGAGGCAGAACUGGAUCUCUUGUUUGAGGAGGAGGCUGCUCGGAUGUGGAAGAAGAGAGAAAAGGACUGGGAACUAGAGAAACAAGCCAGAGAAAACCUUAUGAUUGAGGUUUUAAAGACACGUCAGGGACAAAUGGAGGAAAAAUUGGAGAAACUGAAAGAACUACAAAAGGAAUCUCUACAGGAACGGGAAGAAUUACUCAAAGACAUGGAAAUGGCCCAGCAACUGUCUUAUAGAGAGAAGGAUAGACUGGAUACAGCACGCUCCACCCAACGGAAGACAUUAGAUGAACAGGUUGCAUUACAGCGCCAAGAGGUCGAAUCUGCACAGCAAAUUGAGAAGCUACAAUUAGAUGAAGAGGAAGAAAAUGCCAAGUGGUAUGAUGCUGUUCUCCAGGAGGAAACUGAUCGACGGAGACAGAAGGGUUACGUUCCUAGAAAUUAUGGUCGUCGUACUGCAUGGAUGUGAUCCCCCGUCGCGGGCGAUUGCGAUGCUGUUGUCACCAUUAAGUUGUGAUGGUUGAUGCUGCUGUACUUCAUGGAUGUGAUGGCCGCUGUGUGGCGGUGGUGAUUCCUCUUCAACACCCUCAUCUCCAAAUUGAUGCAACGAUGAAAACAACUUGCAACUACUGUUACUGACUGCAUCUUGUGUUAAUGCUACAUGUUUGGAGAUGUCAACAACCUCUGAAGAAGAAAAUUUUGUAUAUCUAUGUGUAGAUGAGUACAUACAUGUGUAUGUAUAUA
Molecule: messenger RNA, 1992 nt
Organism: Octopus sinensis (East Asian common octopus)
Lineage: Eukaryota; Metazoa; Mollusca; Cephalopoda; Octopoda; Octopodidae
Product: trichoplein keratin filament-binding protein-like
Exons: 15
Coding region: 569-1717 (382 amino acids)
Biological process (GO): apoptotic process
Cellular component (GO): keratin filament
Source: RefSeq, a predicted model, not a curated record